UUUUUCGUUAAACAUAAUGUAUAAUGCAUUGCUUCUUAGUUUGACUCUGUGAUAGAAAUGUCAAAACCGCCAUCAUUACGCAUUUCAAGCAAAAUCUCUAGCGAAGCCGACGAGUGUAGGUUUUGCAUUGAAAGAUUUUUGCAGAUAUUAUUGGGAAAGGAAUAGUUUAUCUGUGUAAAACUUUAGUUAUUCGCUCAGAGCGUGAUGUAUGAGAAUGAAGAUGAUCAUUUCGAGGAAGAAGAUCCAGAGGAGAUUUCCCAUGAACUGUGGCAAGAAGCCUGUUGGAUCGUGAUCAAUGCAUAUUUCGAUGAGAAAGGUUUGGUCCGCCAACAGCUGGAUAGUUUUGAUGAAUUUAUUCAGAUGUCUGUUCAGCGAAUCGUGGAAGAUUCCCCAGCAAUUGAAUUGACCGCUGAAGCACAGCAUAACACAGGAGACAUUGAGACACCGACCAGAUAUGUAUUGAAGUUUGAUCAAAUUUAUCUGUCCAAACCAACCCACUGGGAGAAGGAUGGUUCCCCCUCACCAAUGAUGCCUAAUGAAGCCCGUUUACGCAACCUAACCUACUCGGCACCACUGUACGUGGAUAUUACCAAGACGAAGAUCGUUGAAGGUCAAGAUCCCGUUGAAACACAACAUCAGAAAACUUUCAUUGGCAAAAUUCCGAUUAUGCUUCGGUCGACCUAUUGUUUGCUUUCACAGCUAACGGAUCGAGAUUUGACAGAAUUGAACGAGUGUCCACUUGAUCCUGGUGGUUACUUCAUAAUAAACGGUUCGGAGAAGGUUUUAAUUGCACAAGAAAAAAUGGCUACAAAUACGGUAUAUGUGUUUAGUAUGAAAGAUGGCAAAUAUGCGUACAAGUCUGAAAUUCGGUCAUGUCUGGAGCAUAGCUCAAGGCCGACCUCAACACUCUGGUGUAACAUGAUGGCUCGUGGUGGACAAAGUAUCAAAAAAUCAGCAAUCGGUCAGCGUGUGAUCGCAAUAUUGCCCUACGUCAAGCAGGAGAUUCCGAUCAUGAUUGUUUUCCGGGCACUUGGAUUUGUCGCUGAUCGUGAUAUUCUUGAGCAUAUUAUCUAUGAUUUUGACGAUCCCGAAAUGAUGGAAAUGGUCAAACCAUCCCUUGACGAGGCUUUUGUUGUGCAGGAACAGAACGUGGCAUUGAAUUUUAUCGGUGCAAGAGGUGCUCGGCCUGGCGUCACCAAAGAUAAACGUAUCAAGUAUGCAAAGGAAAUUCUGCAGAAAGAAAUGUUACCUCACGUGGGGGUUUCCGAUUUUUGCGAAACCAAAAAAGCUUACUUUCUUGGUUACAUGGUACAUAGACUGCUCCUAGCAGCGCUCGGUCGACGGGAGUUAGAUGAUCGUGAUCACUACGGCAAUAAGCGACUGGAUUUGGCUGGUCCACUGUUGGCUUUUCUGUUUCGGGGUUUGUUCAAAAAUUUAAUGAAAGAAGUUCGCAUGUAUGCACAAAAGUUUAUUGACCGUGGAAAAGAUUUCAAUCUGGAACUGGCAAUCAAGACGAAGAUUAUUACGGAUGGGUUACGUUACUCAUUGGCCACCGGAAAUUGGGGCGAUCAGAAAAAAGCUCAUCAGGCACGAGCUGGAGUAUCUCAGGUGUUGAAUCGAUUGACCUUCGCUUCGACACUGUCUCAUCUGCGUCGCGUCAAUUCUCCGAUUGGUCGCGAUGGUAAAUUGGCAAAACCUCGACAGCUGCACAACACCCUCUGGGGAAUGAUUUGUCCGGCCGAGACACCGGAAGGAGCUGCUGUCGGUUUGGUGAAAAAUCUUGCACUUAUGGCUUACAUUUCGGUUGGAUCGCAACCGUCACCUAUAUUGGAGUUCUUGGAAGAGUGGUCCAUGGAAAACUUGGAAGAAAUCGCUCCGUCAGCUAUUGCUGAUGCUACUAAAAUUUUCGUCAACGGGUGCUGGGUUGGAAUCCAUCGCGAUCCGGAACAGUUGAUGGCGACACUAAGAAAACUACGCCGACAGAUGGACAUCAUUGUGUCGGAAGUGUCAAUGAUCCGUGAUAUUCGUGACCGAGAGAUUCGAAUCUACACUGAUGCUGGACGCAUUUGUCGGCCGCUUUUGAUUGUCGAAAAUGGAAGUUUGUUGUUAAGAAAAAAUCACGUCGAUAUGCUGAAGGAUCGUGAUUACAACAACUAUGGUUGGCAAGUUUUGGUCGCGUCCGGUGUGGUUGAAUACAUUGAUACCCUCGAGGAAGAGACCGUAAUGAUCGCAAUGACUCCCUAUGACUUGAAACAAGAUAAGGAGUAUGCAUACUGUACAACUUACACGCAUUGCGAAAUUCACCCGGCCAUGAUUUUGGGUGUCUGUGCGUCAAUUAUACCGUUUCCCGAUCAUAACCAGAGUCCUCGUAACACCUAUCAAAGUGCUAUGGGUAAGCAAGCUAUGGGUGUUUACAUAACAAAUUUCCACGUCCGGAUGGACACUCUUGCUCACGUACUCUACUAUCCAAUGAAACCGCUUGUUACCACCCGAUCUAUGGAAUAUUUGCGUUUCCGAGAGUUGCCUGCCGGCAUUAACUCAAUCGUCGCUAUUCUCUGCUAUACCGGAUACAAUCAGGAAGAUUCUGUUAUUCUAAACGCAUCGGCCGUUGAACGAGGGUUCUUCCGAUCGGUGUUCUACCGUUCGUACAAAGAUUCCGAAAGCAAGAAAAUUGGCGAUCAGGAGGAACAGUUCGAGAAGCCAAACAGACAAACGUGCCAGGGUAUGCGGAAUGCGCUGUACGAUAAGCUCGACGAGGACGGAAUAAUUGCGCCUGGGCUGCGUGUUUCCGGGGAUGAUGUUGUCAUUGGAAAAACUAUUACACUUCCGGAAACCGAUGAUGAUCUGGAUGGUACCACAAAACGUUACAGCAAACGAGAUGGGUCUACUUUCCUGCGGAACUCGGAAACCGGUAUCGUGGAUCAGGUCAUGUUGACACUAAACAGUGAGGGGUAUAAGUUUUGCAAAAUUCGUGUCCGGUCGGUACGUAUUCCUCAAAUCGGUGACAAGUUUGCUUCACGCCACGGUCAAAAAGGAACCUGUGGUAUCCAAUAUCGUCAAGAGGACAUGCCGUUCACCUGUGAGGGUCUUACCCCCGACAUUAUCAUCAACCCCCACGCCAUUCCGUCACGUAUGACAAUUGGUCACUUGAUCGAGUGUAUCCAGGGUAAACUGGGCUCCAACAAAGGCGAAAUUGGUGACGCUACUCCGUUCAACGAUGCCGUCAAUGUGCAGAAAAUCUCUACCUUCCUUCAGGAAUACGGCUACCAGCUGCGUGGUAACGAGGUAAUGUACAAUGGUCACACGGGACGCAAAAUCAAUGCCCAGGUGUUCCUUGGCCCGACUUAUUAUCAACGCCUAAAGCACAUGGUGGAUGACAAAAUUCACUCACGCGCUCGUGGACCGGUGCAGAUUUUGGUACGACAACCCAUGGAAGGUCGUGCCCGGGAUGGAGGUCUUCGUUUUGGGGAGAUGGAACGUGAUUGUCAGAUCUCUCAUGGUGCGGCACAGUUUCUGCGGGAGCGUCUGUUUGAGGUUUCCGAUCCGUAUCGAAUACAUGUGUGCAACUUCUGCGGACUGAUUGCGAUUGCCAACUUGCGAAACAACACAUUCGAGUGCAAGGGUUGCAAAAACAAAACCCAGAUUUCGCAAGUCAAGCUACCUUAUGCGGCCAAGCUUUUGUUCCAGGAACUCAUGGCGAUGAACAUUGCGCCACGAUUGAUGGUAUUGUAAGACACGUUGCAAAAUAAGUAUCUAACGACGGUAUCUAGUUUUGUUUUUACGUAAUGAAAUACAUGUUUUACAUCUAUAAUACA
Malaya genurostris is the source of this 3815-nucleotide messenger RNA. It is a transcript of the gene RpII140, whose product is annotated as DNA-directed RNA polymerase II subunit RPB2. The record is from RefSeq and is a predicted model, not a curated record. Lineage: Eukaryota; Metazoa; Arthropoda; Insecta; Diptera; Culicidae. The transcript has 5 exons. Gene Ontology annotation, cellular component: RNA polymerase II, core complex. Gene Ontology annotation, biological process: DNA-templated transcription. Bases 205 to 3732 code for a protein of 1175 amino acids. Gene Ontology annotation, molecular function: ribonucleoside binding; DNA-directed RNA polymerase activity; DNA binding.